CCUUCCUGGCGAAAAGGCAGCCGUGACUUCAGCGCCUCCCGCGCCAAAAUGGCGCUUGUUACGGGAAUUAUCCGGCGUCUGGACGAGACUGUGGUAAACCGCAUCGCGGCAGGGGAAGUUAUCCAGCGGCCGGCUAAUGCCAUAAAGGAGAUGAUUGAAAACUGUUUAGAUGCAAAAUCCACAAAUAUUCAAGUGGUUGUUAAAGAAGGAGGCCUGAAGUUGAUUCAGAUCCAAGACAAUGGCACUGGGAUUAGGAAAGAAGAUCUGGACAUUGUGUGUGAGAGAUUCACAACAAGUAAACUACAGUCCUUUGAGGAUUUAGCUACUAUUUCUACCUAUGGUUUCCGGGGUGAGGCAUUGGCCAGCAUAAGCCAUGUAGCACAUGUUACAAUUACAACCAAAACAGCUGAUGGGAAGUGUGCAUACAGGUAUAGUACUUCUGAAAGGCAGACUAAGCAUAAUGCAAAACUCUGUAUUGGAAAUAAACAAACCCAGAUUCAGGUGGAAGAUCUGUUUUACAACAUAACCACAAGAAGGAAAGCUUUAAAAAAUCCAAGUGAAGAAUACGGCAAAAUUUUGGAAGUUGUUGGCAGAUAUUCAAUACACAAUUCAGGCAUUAGCUUUUCAGUUAAAAAACAAGGUGAAACAGUAGCUGACAUCAGAACACUACCCAAUGCCACAACUGUGGACAAUAUUCGCUCCAUCUUUGGGAAUGCAGUUAGUCGAGAGCUGAUAGAAGUUGAGUGUGAGGAUAAAACUCUAGCUUUCAAGAUGAAUGGCUACAUAUCCAAUGCAAAUUACUCUGUGAAGAAGUGCAUUUUCUUACUCUUCAUCAACCAUCGUCUGGUAGAAUCAACUUCCUUGAAAAAGGCCAUAGAAACAGUAUAUGCAGCAUAUUUGCCCAAAAACACACACCCAUUUCUGUACCUCAGUUUAGAAAUUAGCCCCCAGAAUGUGGAUGUCAAUGUGCACCCCACAAAGCAUGAAGUUCACUUCCUACAUGAGGAGAGCAUCUUGGAGCGGGUACAGCAGCACAUUGAAGGCAAACUCUUGGGUUCCAACUCUUCCAGGAUGUACUUCACCCAGACUUUGCUACCGGGACUUGCUGGCCCUUCUGGAGAGGUAGUUAAGUGCACAUCUGGUGUGACCUCUUCAUCUACAUCUGGAAGUGGUGACAAGGUCCAUGCUUACCAGAUGGUCCGAACAGAUUCCCGGGAACAGAAGCUGGAUGCCUUUCUGCAGCCUGUGAGCAAGGCCCAAGCCAGUCAGCCCCUGGCCACUGUUGCAGGGGAUAGGAAGAACAGCUGUAGUGGUGAGGCCAGGCAGCAAGACGAGGAGAUGCUUGAACUCCCAGCCCCUGUUGAAGUGGCUGCCAAGAAUCAGAACUUGGAGGGUAAAGCACUAGAGGGGGCUUCUUCAGAUACAGCACAAAAAGGAGUCCCACCAACCAGCCCAGGCAACCCCAGAAAGAGGCAUCGGGAAGAUUCUGAUGUGGAAAUGAUGGAAGACGAUUCCCAGAAGGACAUGACAGCAGCUUCUACCCCUCGGAGAAGGAUCAUUAACCUCACCAGUAUUUUAAGUCUCCAAGAAGAAAUUAGUGAUCGGGGACAUGAGACUCUACGAGAAAUGCUCUGUAACCACUCCUUUGUGGGUUGUGUGAAUCCUCAGUGGGCGUUGGCUCAGCAUCAGACCAAGCUGUAUCUUCUCAACACCACCAAACUUAGCGAGGAGCUAUUCUACCAGAUUCUCAUCUACGACUUUGCCAACUUUGGUGUUCUGAGGUUAUCGGAGCCAGCCCCACUCUUUGACCUCGCUAUGCUUGCCUUAGACAGUCCUGAGAGUGGCUGGACAGAGGAAGAUGGCCCCAAGGAAGUACUUGCUGAAUACAUUGUUGAGUUUUUGAAGAAGAAGGCAGAGAUGCUUGCAGACUACUUCUCUUUGGAAAUUGAUGAGGAAGGGAACCUGAUUGGAUUACCCCUUCUGAUUGACAACUAUGUGCCCCCUUUGGAAGGACUGCCUAUCUUCAUUCUUCGACUGGCUACAGAGGUGAAUUGGGAUGAAGAAAAAGAAUGUUUUGAAAGCCUCAGUAAAGAAUGCGCUGUAUUUUACUCCAUCCGGAAGCAGUAUAUAUCGGAAGAGACAGUCCUCUCAGGCCAGCAGAGUGAAGUGCCUGGCUCCAUCCCAAAAUCCUGGAAGUGGACUGUAGAACACAUUGUCUAUAAAGCUCUCCGCUCACACCUUCUGCCACCUAAGCAUUUCACAGAAGAUGGUAAUGUCCUGCAGCUUGCCAAUCUGCCAGAUCUAUACAAAGUCUUUGAGAGGUGUUAAGUGUGGUUCAUUAAUGGACUCUAGGGUCUUUUAUUCUUCCUCUGUAUCCCAAUGUUGUUGGUGAAGAGACUUAAGGUACAAGAUUUUCAAUUGCCUUCUAGCACCCUUUCAUGUCUUAAUUGACUACAAAUAAAUUGUCAAAUGUGU
Dipodomys ordii (Ord's kangaroo rat) is the source of this 2475-nucleotide messenger RNA. RefSeq names its product mutL homolog 1 (gene Mlh1). Gene Ontology annotation, molecular function: ATP binding; ATP hydrolysis activity; mismatched DNA binding. The transcript has 19 exons. Bases 49 to 2328 code for a protein of 759 amino acids. Gene Ontology annotation, cellular component: MutLalpha complex. Lineage: Eukaryota; Metazoa; Chordata; Mammalia; Rodentia; Heteromyidae. The record is from RefSeq and is a predicted model, not a curated record. Gene Ontology annotation, biological process: mismatch repair.